Mitosporidium daphniae is the source of this 823-nucleotide messenger RNA. RefSeq lists its product as uncharacterized. The annotation marks the transcript as partial. NCBI's taxonomy places the organism in Eukaryota, Fungi, Microsporidia. Gene Ontology annotation, molecular function: protein serine/threonine kinase activity; ATP binding. Gene Ontology annotation, biological process: protein phosphorylation; intracellular signal transduction. The transcript has a single exon. The record is from RefSeq and is a predicted model, not a curated record.
AUGGAAACGUGGAUUUUGUCCCAUUUGCCAAAUUCAGAAUUUUUCCCCCACUUUCAUGGCCUCAUUUUCACAAAUACGCAUUUUAUCAUCGUGUUGCAAGCAAUUACUGAAGGAAUCGAGCUGUUUGACUAUCUAAGUCAAAAGGGACCCAUCGAUGAUGAGGCAGAUGCAAAGGGUAUCAUGGCCUGCAUUUCGAAGGCAGUCAACCUACUUCAUUCCAUGGGAAUUGUCCACAGGGAUUUGAAGUUGGAAAAUAUUUUUUUGGUUCCCGAUUCUUCUUCAAAAGCGAUAGGCAUUAAACUUGUGGAUUUUGGUUUGGCCACAUGGCUUCCUCUGGAAAACUGUACUGAAAUAAUUAGUUUUGAAUUGCGGCGGAAGUGGAACGAGCAUCUGGUUUCAUUUUGGGAGCUUAUUUCGGAAUGCGGAAGAGUUCAUUCUUUCUUACAUAGCGGUGAUGCGUUGGUAUUACUGAAGGACCAAAGAGAUCUCAAUACCCCUGACUCGAUGGUUCCUGCAGAUUUGAAGCCAAAUGUCAAUAUCUUAUUAACAAUGCUCACGACUCCAACCCCGCUUUUCUCGAUAUAUCAGUCGAACAUUGCUUUAUAUGAAAAAACAAAAUUGAUGCAGCGAUGUGGAAGUGAGGAAUAUGCACCUCCUGAGCUGUUGCUUAACACUUCAUCUCCGUAUUCCGGACAGUUAGCCGAAUCGUGGAGUCUAGGAAUCAUCUUUUACGCCAUUUUCACAGGCAAGUUUCCUUUUCAGUACAAUUCAGCACUCUCGUACAGGUCAACCGUAGCUAAAGGUAUUAUCGAAUGGUCGUACA